AUGGAAACACGGAGUAAAAGGCUGAAGGAAAAUGACGAAAUGGAUGGUAACAUUUCUAAAGCUGUUUGUGGUAUGUCUGAUGUUAUUGAUGAUAAAUGUGAUGAUGUUAGUCUUAAUAGUAUGUCCUCUAGCCAGCUAAGUACUUCCAGAUUAAAGUUAGAUAAGGCAUUACUGAGGAAAAGGAAUUUAGAGAAGAGACUUGAGUUAGAACGGCAACUUAAGAUGUUAAAUCUACAAGAAGAGGUUGAUAUCGCUGAACUAGAAUGCAAGGCCAUCGAGGACGAUGGACGAUUACCCGUAGAUAAAUGUGCGACAAAUGCUAAAGUGGAAAAUUAUUUGAAUCAUGAUACUGGGUGUAAUAAUCACUCUGGGAAGGUCUGUAACAUCUCAAAUGUCGAUUGGGUUGAGGAACUGAAGGACACGUUACAUACAAUGGUUAGUAACAUGUCUUUACCUAAGAUCGAUAUGAUGUACUUUGAUGGGCAACCAGGUCAGUAA
Messenger RNA from Schistosoma mattheei, 498 nucleotides. The record is from the annotation of a GenBank genome assembly. Lineage: Eukaryota; Metazoa; Platyhelminthes; Trematoda; Strigeidida; Schistosomatidae.